AUCAGAACCACCACCGGAGUCGCUUAAUUCAGUAUGUGGGCUCGUCGUCGAGUUUCUAACCCCCUCAAGAAAUGUGAGUGUUCUGCUGAGUUAGUCGAGAUGAUUUUUGAUGGUGUAUCGAAAUGGUGAUUUUUUAAGGUACAGGGGAUUGAGCGGAGGAAUCUCUCGGGCUUGUUAUGCUAAAUCAGAAAUGAUUUCGGGAUAUGGAUAUGGUCCAUGUGGAGAAGGCAAGGGUGUCGCUUCUGAGUCUUCUCUAGUAGAGUCUGAUGGAUGUCGAAUGUAUUAUACCGUUGAUGUUUGUUCAAAAUUCUCGUAUGGGAGACGUGCUAUUUCUUCCCAAGCUGAUGCAACUAAGGACGAGAGUGAAGUGAUUUCUGAACCAGAGCUAUCUGACGAUGAAUAUAUCGAGGAGCCUAAUCAAAAUAAACUGGAAUUAUCAGAAACUGAAGCAGAGUUGGGUGAGAACAUAGCAUCAAGGAAAAGUGAAGGUUUUGAACUCUUUAAGGCCAUCAGUGCUGCCCCAGGUUUAUCUAUUCAAACUGCUCUUGAUAAGUGGGUGGAGGAGGGAAAAUAUUUGGGUCGGGAAGAGAUCGCACUAGCCAUUCGCAAUCUGUGGAAACGUCAAUUGUAUGGAAGGGCUCUACAGCUCUCAAAGUGGUUGGAUUCAAAUAAGCCUCUGGAGUUUACCGAGAGAGACUAUGCUUCUCGCCUUAACUUGAUAGCCAAGGGGCGUGAUAUCAAGGAGGCAGAGAGCUAUGUCACAAAGAUUCCACAAUCAUUUAGAGGGGAAGUGAUCUACCGUACCUUGUUGGCUAACUGUGUUAGUGGCAUUAAUGUGAAGAAAGCAGAGGAGGUGUUCAACAAGAUGAAGGACUUAGGUUUCCCAAUCACAUCGUUAACUUGUAACCAGUUACUCCUACUUUAUAAGAGGGUUGACAAGAAGAAGAUAGCCGAUGUGUUAUUAUUAAUGGAUAAAGAAAAUAUCAGGCCUACUCUCUUCACUUACACAAUCCUAAUAGACAGUAAAGGCCAAUCAAAUGAUAUUGAUGGGAUGGAUCAAAUUGUGGAGAAGAUGAAGGCUCAAGGCAUUGAACCUGAUGUUCACAUGCAGGCUAUCUUGGCUAAGCACUAUAUCUCUGGCGGUCUCAAAGAAAAAGCCGAGGCUCUUUUGAAAGAGAUGGAAGGAGGCAACUUAAAGGAGAUUCGAUGGGCUUGCCGGGCUUUACUUCCUCUUUAUGCAGCACUCGGAAAGAUUGAUGAAGUUGAUAGAGUUUGGAAGGUCUGCGAGUCAAAUCCCAGCCGUGAUGAGUGCAUGGCUGCCAUUGGAGCCUGGGGAAGCCUGAAUAAAAUUGAUGAAGCAGAAGCAGUUUUUGAGCGGAUGUCAAAGGCAUGUAAAAAACUCUCUUCCAGACAUUAUUCUUCAUUAUUGAAUGUUUAUGCAAACCACAAGAUGCUGACCAAGGGGAAGGAUCUAAUUAAGCGCAUGGCUGAUAGUUGUGGAUGUCGUAUUGGCCCAUUCACUUGGGAUGCAAUUGUAAAACUCUAUGUGGAAGCAGGAGAGGUUGAAAAGGCCGACUCUGUCUUGCAGAAAGUAACGCAACAGAACCAGAUGAAGCCCAUGUUUUGUUCCUACAUGGCCAUUAUGAAUGAAUAUGCUAAGAGGGGAGAUAUCCAUAGCGCGGAAACGAUGUUUCAUAGGAUUAAGCAAGCUGGGUAUGUCUCUAGGGUUGUGAUGUUCAAUGUUCUAAUGCUGGCGUAUAUCAAUGCCAAAGCUCCAGCAUAUGGAAUGGAAGAGAGAAUGAGAGCGGACAACAUAUUCCCGAACAAGAACAAGGGUUUGGCAGCACAACUGGCUCAGGUCAAUGCAUUUAGAAGGACACCAGUGUCGGAUUUGCUGAACUGAUAUGUAUUUCCUUCAUAGCAAUCUAUAAUAUGCUUUGAUAGAUGCUAUCUAUACGCUUUUUCGACUUUUCAUCGAUCAUCUGUAACUUCAGUGAAGAUAUCGAUUUGCAGCGGCAGAUUAAGAUGGGCAGAGUCGGAAGUUCAUUGCGUUAUUGGCAUUGAUUUAUGUUCCAGUCUCUACACUUUCAGGUUCUGACUCAAGCCUUUGUCAUGUCAAAAGUUCAUUUCUUCUCCGCUAAUUCUGCCAACAAAUGCCAUGCAAAGAAAAAAUUUUCCGUUUGAUUUCUAUUAGUUGGUGCUCUACUAAAACGCACCGGAUCACAGUACAUCACAAUCAAAAUACAAAGGAACUGCCACGUGUAAGCACGUGCAUGGUAGGUCCACACGCAGGCCAUCUGACCAAGCACAUGUACUUAGUUUAAUAAUGUAGUUAUGCGUUAAGUUUUGGCUCAAUUUAUUUGUGGAAAUUUUUUGUUCGCGCAGACUUGACAUUAUGA
Messenger RNA from Tripterygium wilfordii, 2399 nucleotides. Its product is annotated as pentatricopeptide repeat-containing protein At1g80270, mitochondrial-like. The coding region runs from base 110 to 1903 and encodes 597 amino acids. The transcript has 3 exons. The record is from RefSeq and is a predicted model, not a curated record. NCBI's taxonomy places the organism in Eukaryota, Viridiplantae, Streptophyta, Magnoliopsida, Celastrales, Celastraceae. Gene Ontology annotation, cellular component: mitochondrion. Gene Ontology annotation, molecular function: protein binding.